ACCAAGACCACAUACCACUGUCCAAACGAAACGCUCUACCGAAGACCAAGCCCUGCCGUACAAAUGGAAGCACAUAUCCUCUCUCCUAUCUACCAUCCAGCCCAUUCCUUCCCAAUCAUUCCUCAAACCGCACCAAGGCGACCAAACAACCACAACCGCCACAAAGCUACGCGAAAGAAAAAGAAAAAAAAAUGCCCUCAACCUACGGCUGGAUCUGGCCUAAAGACCCCCGUCCCGGAAACCCCUCGCACUGGCCACGCCGCUGGCGCCUCUUCGAUAUCUUCAGGAAUAGAGGACCGGAUAUAUUUGUUGGACGGAUUCGCAGCGACAAAAAAGACGAGGACAGAAACAAGAAUAAAAAGAGGAGGGAAGGGAGAGUUGAGAUGAGGGCACCGAUUCAGCAACGACCUCCGCGGAACAGGGAGUGCGCUUGGGCGGGAUGGGGGAACGUACACCCUACCAGCACCAAUGUCACCGGAUCUGGAGAUAAGGGAGGCAUGAAGACAAAAUACGCGUAUAGCUCAGCACUCCCCUGGACAACUCGCAAACCAAACGAGCGGUAUGACUUCCGGACGAAGCGCUAUACCGUGCCGGACAGCGGGACGUGGAGUCGUGUUGAGUAUUGUUCUGGGGAUUUGGAGGGUCAUGGGUGGAAGAGGAAGAAGCAUGUCAUUCCAGUGCGGUACUGGGAUAAGAACGGGGAGAUGUAUCCGGCAGGGUAUUGGCAUGAUGUCGUUUAUGGGGGGCAUGCGCGUUGCUGUGAUUGCGGGUAGGUUAGAGGCAUGUUGGGUGGAAGGCUUCCCAGGUUGACUCUGCAGACUGGCGACGGAUGGUUGGGAGUU
Molecule: messenger RNA, 842 nt
Organism: Aspergillus ruber CBS 135680
Lineage: Eukaryota; Fungi; Ascomycota; Eurotiomycetes; Eurotiales; Aspergillaceae
Exons: 1
Coding region: 192-773 (193 amino acids)
Source: RefSeq, a predicted model, not a curated record